AUGGCCUCCGCCAUCUCCAACCUCUCCAUCGACACCCCAAAGGCAACAACACCCUCACAAACCAAACCCAAGCCCAAGAAGGCGAAGAAGAAGAACGAGCCCAUCGCAGACUCAUGGGAAGACGAAGACGUCUCCGACGAGGAACCAGCACAAGACAAGCAUGACAACCAGCAAGAAGACGCCAAAGAACCACCAGCAUCAUCCUCAUCAUCAACGCCCUCCUCCUCCUCCUCCCUCACCACCCCCGCCGGCAGUUCCCCCGGCGGAGGGACGCCCGCGCGGAGGCCGGAGAAGACGGACGCGGUGGCCAGGCGGAUGAUUGCGGCGGGGCUGGGGCUCAAGGCGCCGCGGCAGACGGAGGAGCAGCGGGCGUAUCAGCGGUCGGUGAGGGAGCAGGAGAAGAAGAGGCGGGAGGCGCAGAGGGCGGAGGAGGAGAGGCUGCGGGAGGCUGCGGAGCGGGCCAAGGCGGCGGUCUGGGAGGAUUGA
Messenger RNA from Trichoderma reesei QM6a, 486 nucleotides. RefSeq lists its product as uncharacterized. The coding region runs from base 1 to 486 and encodes 161 amino acids. NCBI's taxonomy places the organism in Eukaryota, Fungi, Ascomycota, Sordariomycetes, Hypocreales, Hypocreaceae. The transcript has 2 exons. The record is from RefSeq and is a predicted model, not a curated record.